Messenger RNA from Schistocerca cancellata (South American locust), 1641 nucleotides. Its product is annotated as trophinin-like. NCBI's taxonomy places the organism in Eukaryota, Metazoa, Arthropoda, Insecta, Orthoptera, Acrididae. The record is from RefSeq and is a predicted model, not a curated record. The transcript has a single exon. The coding region runs from base 1 to 1641 and encodes 546 amino acids.
AUGAGUGCUGCCUUCGCUAGGAGUGCUGCCUUCGCUAGGAGUGCUGCCUUCGCAGGGAGUGCUGCCUUCGCAGGGAGUGCUGCCUACGCAGGGAGUGCUGCCAUCGCUAGGAGUGCUGCCUUCGCAAGGAUUGCUGCCUUCGCAAGGAGUGCUGCCUUCGCAAGGAUUGCUGCCUUCGCAAGGAUUGCUGCCUUCGCAAGGAGUGCUGCCUUCGCAAGGAGUGCUGCCUUCGCUAGGAGUGCUGCCUUCGCAAGGAGUGCUGCCUUCACAAGGAGUGCUGCCUUCGCACGGAGUGCAGCCUUCGCACGUAGUGCUGCCUUCCCACAGAGUGCUGCCUUUGCACAGAGAUCUGCAUUCGCAGGGUGUGGUGCCUUCGCAAGAAGUGCUGCCUUCGCAAUGUGUGCUGCCAUCGCUAGGAGUGCUGCCUUCAAAAGGAGUGCUGCCUUCGCAAGGAGUGCUGCCUUCGAAAGGAGUGCUGCCUUCGAAAGGAGUGCUGCCUUCGAAAGGAGUGCUGCCUUCGAAAGGAGUGCUGCCUUCGCAAGGUGUGCUGCCAUCGCUAGGAGUGCUGCCUUCGCAAGGAGGGCUGACUUCGCAGGGACAGCUGCCUUUGCAGGGAGUGCUGCCUUCGCAAGGAGUAGUGCAUUCUCAAGGAGUGCUGCCUUCGCAGGGAGUGCUGCAUCCGCAAGGAAUGCUGCCUUCACAAGGAGUGCUGCCUUCGCAAGGAGUGCUGCCUUCGCAAGGAGUGCUGCCUUCGCAAGGAGUGCUGCCUUUGCAAGGAGUGCUGCCAUCGCAAGGAGUGCUGCCUUCGCUAGGAGUGCUGCCUUCGCUAGGAGUGCUGCCCUUCUAAGGAGAGCUACCUUCGCAAGGAGUGCUGCCUUCGCUAGGAGUGCUGCUUUCGCAAAGAGGUCUGCCUUCGCAGGGAGUGCUGCCUUUGCAGGGAGUGCUGCCUUCGCAAGGAGUGGUGCCUUCGCAAGGAGUGCUGCCUUCGCAGGGAGUGCUGCAUCCGCAAGGAGUGCUGCCUUCGCAAAGUGUGCUGCCUUCACAAGGAGUGCUGCCUUUGCACAGAGUGCUGCCUUCGCAGGGAGUGCUGCCUACGCUGGGAGUGCUGCCUUCGCAAGGAAUGCUGCCUUCGCAAGGAGUGCUGCCUUCGCAAGGAGUGCUGCCUUCGCAAGGAGUGCUGCCUUCGCACGGAGUGCUGCCUUCGCACGGAGUGCAGCCUUCGCACGUAGUGCUGCCUUCGCACGGAGUGCUGCCUUUGCACAGAGAUCUGCAUUCGCAGGGAGUGGUGCCUUCGUAAGAAGUGCUGCCUUCGCAAGGAGUGCUGCCUUCGCUAGGAGUGCUGCCUUCGCAAGGAGUGCUGCCUUCGCAAGGAGUGCUACCUUCGCACGGAGUGCAGCCUUCGCACGUAGUGCUGCCUUCCCACGGAGUGCUGCCUUUGCACAGAGAUCUGCAUUCGCAGGGUGUGGUGCCUUCGCAAGGAGUGCUGCCUUCGCUAGGAGUGUUGUCUUCGCAAGGAGGGCUGCCUUCGAGAGGAGGGCUGCCUUCGCAGGGAGUGCUGCCUUCUCAUGGGGUAAUGCAUUUUCAAGUUGUGCUGCCUUCUCAGGGAGUACUGCCUUUGCAACGAGUGCUGCCUCCCAAUGA